AUGCUCUCCCUGCCGUCAAGCAAAAAACGGAAAGUAUCUAGAACCUGCCCAGCACCGGUUGAGCCACCCAAGUGGUUCGGGCCCACCGGUCCUAUCUGCGAGGAUUUCCCUGAAGAGGAGGACCUGAUCCUGACCAGAAAACUGGCUAAAACUUUGCAAUCAUAUGACAUAUAUGAGAGCAAACAGGAGCUUAAGCACAGAGAAGCAGUUUUGAAAAAACUGGAGACACUCUAUAAGGAAUGGCUCCAAGAAAUGUGUGAUCAGAUGAAUGUGCCUGAAGUGGUUAAAGCCAAAGUUGGAGGCAAGGUCUUACCAUUUGGCUCUUAUCAUCUGGGAGUCGACUCCAAAGGUGCUGAUAUUGAUGCUCUCUGUGUCGGACCUGGAUUUCUUGACAGAAAAGACUUUUUCACUUCCUUCUUUGAGAAGCUUAAAGCCCAGGAGGAGGUCAAGGACAUACGGGCCAUUGAACAGACGUACGUUCCUGUCAUCAAACUGACCUAUGAAGGCAUUGAGAUGGACUUAGUCUUCGGCCGGCUGGCACAGAGGAGCGUUCCUGAAAAACUCAACCUUCUCGAUGACAGAUAUGUGUUGGGCCUUGAUAAGCGCUGCAUCAGGAGUCUCAAUGGUUACAGAGUUACAGAAGAGAUCCUGCAGCAUGUGCCCAAUGUCCAUAACUUCAGAAUUGCUUUGAGAGUCAUCAAGCUUUGGGCCAAACAGCGCAACAUUUACUCCAACUUGCUGGGCUUCUUGGGUGGUGUGUCAUGGGCUAUUUUGGUGGCCAGAAUUUGCCAGAUGUACCCGAAUGCCACACCGGCCACUCUGGUAAUCAAGUUCUUCAAGGUCUACUCCACGUGGGUUUGGCCUUUCCCAGUUCACUUGCAUCGAGUCAAGAACCGCUUGGACCCCAAUAUGUGGAAUCCCAAUGUGAAUCCAAGCGACCGCUGCCACCAAAUGGCCAUCAUCACCCCUGCUUACCCUCAGCAGAACACCUCGGUCAACGUGUCUCGCUCCACGUUAGCUGUUCUAACCAAGGAGAUCAAAAGAGGCCAUGCCAUUGCUCAAAAAAUACAGCAGAAGGAAGCAAACUGGUCCAAACUCUUUGAAAAACAGGACUUUUUUGACAAGUACCAGCAUUACGUUGUGCUGGAAGCAUCGUACACAACAGAGAAGCAGCGUCUUGAAUGGCUCGGCCUGGUGGAGUCCAGAGUCCGGUUGCUGGUGGGACUUCUGGAGAUAAACAGGCAGAUCUCCAUGGCACACGUUUAUGUGAAGUCCUUGGCUGGACACAGCAAGGGCAACAAAAAAGACGAAAAGAGCAGAAUGUGGCUGGUGGGGCUCGACUUUAAAGAGGAGGUUUCUGCAUACCUUAAAGACCAGUUGUCCUGCAUCCUCUGCAACUUCACUGCUAUUAUCCACAACGUAGCAGAGAAGGCUAAGGUCCAGGAGAAGGGGGUGUCUGUAACAGCCGCAUACAUCACGAGGAAAGAUCUUUUUUACACUCUGAACCUGAAGCGUGGUUCAAACCCGGCAACAGCACCACCUAGUUACAUGCCGACUGUGACCACAGGACAACAGGGCAUGAAAAGAAAAGCUGAGCCUCAGCGUCAGAUGUCAGCGAAGAAGCUCAAAGCUGACAAGGGAGGGGGAGAGGGUGACUUCCACUCCUUGAGAAUGAGUCUUUUGGCCACGGUCAUGCCGAGCAACAGCGACUGCUGCGUUGUAGUGGGGAGUCUCUGGGAGGUCUGGUCUGGGGUCUGGGGCUCCCCUAUAGUUGUGGCCCCUCGUACUCCUGCCGUGUGCACUCUGUGUGGGGCAGCGGCUCAGGGCACGGCCCCCUGUCUUCCUGCUGGGCCUCCAUCUGCUGUGGAGGUGGUUAGGUCCCCGGAUUGA
Amphiprion ocellaris (clown anemonefish) is the source of this 1890-nucleotide messenger RNA. Its product is annotated as poly(A) polymerase type 3-like. The transcript has 18 exons. The record is from RefSeq and is a predicted model, not a curated record. Gene Ontology annotation, cellular component: nucleus. Gene Ontology annotation, molecular function: RNA binding; poly(A) RNA polymerase activity. Lineage: Eukaryota; Metazoa; Chordata; Actinopteri; Pomacentridae. Bases 1 to 1890 code for a protein of 629 amino acids.